UGCGCCGCUGAUACUGCGGCGGCCGCUGUUGCCGCUGCUGCAGAUGUGAGCUACAAGAAGGCCCUUUACAUCUGGAUGCUGCAACAUGGACUCUUGUUACAUCAAAUGGAUGAAGAUUGCUGAAGUCAAAGAACAUUUUUUUUAUACUGCGGGUUCCUGCUGACGGAGAAAAGAGGCGGGAUCAGCCUGGGCACGUUAUCUGUCAAUCACUGGAGUAACGACACACCAAAGUGGAGUUUAAGGCAUCAAGUCAAAACAUGCAGUUUUAAAUAUGGACGAAAACCAAGUGAAAAUGUUUUCUUUUGUGAAUGUUGUUGUGGAUAUGAGCUACAAAAGGGCCGUGGCAUUUGGAUGAUACACAAUGGAUUAUUUUUUACAUCCUAUGGAUCGAAAUUAUUGCCCUGAUAUUCAAACAUCAUUUUUUAAUGCUGUUGAUUUUGAGUGAGAAAGUGGCGGGAUCCCCCUGGGCUAAUUACCUGUCAAUAAUCAGAGUGAAGUCCAGAUAUUCAUAUUUUAGCGCAGUUUUGAGGACCAAAAUGUAUUAUGUGAAUAUUUGCUACAAUACUUUUGCAUUUGGACCUCAUCCUGAGAUGAUGGACUAAUUUCUCAUUUUAUUGAACUGCUAUUCAUACAUAUUUUUUACACUUAGACGAUUCCCGUUUGCUCUCUAAACAGUGUGAAAACGCCAAAAUACGAAUGCCAGCCCUGCCGGCGAUGUGAAUGAUCAGAAAUCUUAUUUUGAAUACGUUCUUGGAUGUUGGCUUUACAGUAAUGCGUAAGCAUCAACAUUGUGUCAUCGUUUUGGCUGUGAUGUAUUUGUGCUAUUGGACGUUAGUGUUUCCUCAGAUCGUUGCAUCGGCUCUAUGGAAGCAAUGACACGGUCAAAUUGGAAUGUUCCUGUUUCCAGGAUUGUUGUCAUGGAAGCCAACAGUCAUUUUCUGUGACCUCAAUUGAAAAAAAGGGUCUGGAAGGAGCAUUCAGGUCUUCAGUGAACCUAUUUUGGCCUGUGAGAAGAAGUGUCUGAAGAUGCAAACGGCGAAUCCAAAAAGCUUCGUGGAAUCCAAAAUCCUUUUACGAUUGCCUGGACGCAAACUGUCUCCCUUGUUAAUCACGAUGAACUUACUGGGCCUGAGAGGACGCCGCAGGCUGUCAGAGUGAAGCCGAUGAUGCCGAGUUCUCAGGCACCCGCCCUUGGCCCCAAUGUAACCGAGGCCCCCUGGGAUUCGGGUUACGACUAUCCCGGCGGAGAUCCGGUGUGGGGCUCGUUGGCCAACAGCAUACUCAAGAUCGCGCUCAUAUCUGUGAUUGUGUGCGUGUCCUUGUUUGGGAAUGUAGUGGUUCUGCUGGUUUUCCAGAGGAAGCCUCAACUCCUACACGUAGCCAACCGCUUCGUCCUCAACCUCCUGUUGGCCGAUCUUCUCCAGACUGUGUUGGUCAUGCCCUUUGCCAUCGCGGCCACCGUGCCAGGGGUUUGGCCCCUGGAUGCCCGACUGUGUCAGGCGCUGGUGGUGCUCAUGCAUCUCUUUGCGUUUGCUGGCGUCAACACUAUCAUUGUUGUCUCCGUGGACCGCUACCUGGCCAUCAUCCAUCCUCUGUCCUACCCCACCCGGAUGACACCUCAUUUGGGCACCAACCUAAUCAUCUGCACCUGGGUGCUCAGCAUCGUGCAGAGCACACCGCCGUUGUACGGCUGGGGCGCCAUCGACUUCAACCACCAUCACAAGAUGUGCUCGGUGGUGUGGUCCUACAGCCUGUCCUACUCGGUGGUUGUAGCCACCUUCUCCUUCUGGCUCCCUGUUCUCGUCAUGCUCGGAUGCUACUGGAUGGUGUUCCGGGCUGCUCGGAGACAGAACGCCCUGGUGCACCCUAUACAGACGCGAUCCUAUUCCCAGCCCUGCCCUCAGGACUUCCCAGGACAGACCGGCUCGCCGCCCCAACAGGCCAGUUCACCUGACGGCCCUGCACCAGCCAAGGUGUACCCAGCUCGUGUGAGGCACAGACGCUUCCACUACCACUGCAAGGCCGCACGUGUCGUCUUUGUGAUCAUGGCGUCUUAUAUUCUCAGCAUGGGCCCCUACAGCGUACUGAACACCAUAUCCAUGAGCGCCAGAGCAGACGUACCCACCUGGCUGUCCUCUUUGGCCUUGGUGCUCUUCUUCCUCCAGUGCUGCCUGCACCCAUACAUUUAUGGAUACAUGCACCGUAGCGUGAGGAAGGAAUUCCUCGCCUUGCUCUGCGGGACGUUCUGCAAGCAGGGAGCGAGCUCGGCCGCUGAGAACUGCCUCACCACGGCGGGGGAGGGCCGCGCCGGGGCGCACCCUCACCUGCCCAGCCUGGCCGCCAGGGUCUUUCCAAUGCAGACAUGGGAGGAGUGUACCACGUCAUCCUCGCCCACCUUUGAGAGAAGGUCAAGGGACAGCCGCAAGGAGACCACCACAACCAGCGUCAGCUCGGAUCGGGAGCCCGCCGUCCACCGCGAGCAGAGUACUUAAAGACGGCACAUGGGGGCUGGAACUUUAGAACU
This is a messenger RNA of Syngnathus acus (greater pipefish), 2524 nucleotides long. It is a transcript of the gene gpr101, whose product is annotated as G protein-coupled receptor 101. Gene Ontology annotation, molecular function: G protein-coupled receptor activity. Lineage: Eukaryota; Metazoa; Chordata; Actinopteri; Syngnathiformes; Syngnathidae. Gene Ontology annotation, biological process: G protein-coupled receptor signaling pathway. The transcript has a single exon. The coding region runs from base 1164 to 2492 and encodes 442 amino acids. Gene Ontology annotation, cellular component: membrane. The record is from RefSeq and is a predicted model, not a curated record.